AUGAACACACCCUCCACUUUUGUUAUCAUUAAAAAAUGCCUUUAUUUUCAAGCGAGUAUUGGGAUCUCAGGCAACAGCUUCCUCCUUUUCUUCUACAUUUUCACAUUUUUUCAAGACCAAAGGCGGAAGUCCACCGACCUGACCACCUGUCACUUAGCCUUUGUUCACAUAGUAAUGCUGCUCAUUUCUGUGGACUUCUUUUCGCCAGACAUGUUUGAAUCACUAAAUGUUCAGAAUGACUUCAAAUGUAAGGCUUUGUUUUACAUGCACAGGGUAAUGAGGGGUCUCUCCAUCUGUACCACCUGCCUGAUGAGCAUGCUCCAGGCCAUCACCAUCAGCCCCAGCACCUCUUGUUUGGCAAGAUAUAAACAUAAGUUCCUAAAUUAUAUUAACCAUGUUUUCUUCUUUUUCUGGUCCCUCAAUCUGACUUUCAGUAGUAAAAUGAUCACAUAUACAGUGACUUAUACCAACAUGACCCAGACUAAUAUAUUGAAGGUCAGUAAAUACUGUUCACUUUUCCACAUGAACUCCACCAUCAGGGGACUUCUUCUCACUCUGACAUUAUCCAGGGAUGUUUUCUCAGUAGGGCUCAUGUUGAUCUCAAGUGCAUACAUGGUUAUUCUACUAUGCAGGCACCAGAGGAAGUCCCAGAAUAUCCAUAGCACCAGACUAUCCCCAAGAAUUUCCCCAGAGAAAAAGGCCACACAUACCAUUCUGCUGCUGGUGAGCUUCUUUGUAGUCAUGUACUGGGUGGACCUUCUCAUAUCAUCUUUCUCAACCAUGUUGUGGGUGAAUGACCAGGUCAUUCUGAGCUUCCAGAGGCUUGUGGUUAACGUCUAUGCAACCGUCAGCCCUUUUGUACUAAUAAAUUCUGAUAAAAGAAUCACCAGUAUUCUACAAAAUAUGAAAUGGAAGUGGCAUCAAUUUUUAACUAGUUCAUGA
Messenger RNA from Lepus europaeus (European hare), 942 nucleotides. Its product is annotated as putative vomeronasal receptor-like protein 4. The coding region runs from base 1 to 942 and encodes 313 amino acids. Gene Ontology annotation, cellular component: membrane. The record is from RefSeq and is a predicted model, not a curated record. Gene Ontology annotation, biological process: G protein-coupled receptor signaling pathway. Lineage: Eukaryota; Metazoa; Chordata; Mammalia; Lagomorpha; Leporidae. Gene Ontology annotation, molecular function: pheromone receptor activity. The transcript has a single exon.